AUGAACAAGCAUUCUGGUCUUUCUGAUCUUCUGAAAGCACUACCAAAUAUCAUUUCUCAAAAUGCAAAGUUUAUGGCCAUCACAACCUCCGUUUUCCUAAUCCACUACUCCAUUCCCUUCAUCUUACCCACUUCUAAUGCAAAAUUCAUGGAUUUGAGCUUCAAACUUUUCACUUUAGUCUCUGCCCAUCCCCAUACUACCGAGUACAACGAACUCUUGAUUGCUAUCCGAGAAGAUAUCAACAUCUUUCUAAGAAUCGAAACUUUUAAUUCCGUUUUCUACUUUUUUGCUGCCCAAAUCACCAUAAUUGUUAUUGCAUCAAGCUACUAUAGGGGUAGUAACUUGUCUCUCAAAGAAUUUAUGAUCAAGGUAUCAAGAAAAUGGACUAGACUCUUUUUCACUUCGUUCUAUGUAAAACUUCUUCCCCUGGGUUACACGUGUUUCUUCUUCUUGCCACGUUUGAUUCCAUCACUUGUACUUCUUGACCAUCCUGUCUUUCUGAUCACCAUCCUCCUUUUCCUUGCUUAUUUUUUCAUUAAAUUGAAUCUUUAUCUAUCUGUUGUUUGGAGUCUGUCUGUAGUUGUUUCUGCGUUUAAGGAUACUGAUGAGCUUUCAGCAGUAGGGAAUGCUAGAGAAGUUGUGAGCGCAAGAGGGUAG
Lactuca virosa is the source of this 657-nucleotide messenger RNA. Lineage: Eukaryota; Viridiplantae; Streptophyta; Magnoliopsida; Asterales; Asteraceae. The record is from the annotation of a GenBank genome assembly.